Messenger RNA from Paraglomus brasilianum, 1690 nucleotides. The record is from the annotation of a GenBank genome assembly. NCBI's taxonomy places the organism in Eukaryota, Fungi, Glomeromycota, Glomeromycetes, Paraglomerales, Paraglomeraceae.
AUGCCCUCAAAAGAGCUUGUUGGAAUGUCCUCAAGUGACCUUUGUAUUUCAAAUUGUCAAGCUGACAUAACUGAUCCAAGAGACUUGAUGAAUGGUGGAACGUUCUACAUAUACAACAAGGACAAACCUUUUGGUCUGGGUGCAGUAGAGAAUAUACUAAAGAGUUUGGAUCCCAUUGCUGAGGAUUUGAAGUCAAGAAAAUUUUCUCCUUUUCUUCCAUAUUCAUUUAGUAUGCCUGUACCUAUGCUAGGUGAUAAACCUUCAUUGCUUUUACAUGAUCUCCCUGAAUGUGGCAAAGAUGGCUGGACCAAAGCUCAAGAAUUAUUAUCAGAUAACUAUGAUGCAGCAUUGACCACAAUACUUGGUGUUAGUGGUUCUGGGAAAACACACCUUUGCUUUGAAACCCUCUGCCAAAAAUAUGGCUUCUACAUAGUGGCUGCACCUAGUACCUACCUUGGCUCCAGUACCAGGGACUUACAAACAAUAACAGAAGACCUUGAAACAAUGACUCUUCGUUAUGGGAGCCUCAAGCAUACCCAAGAAGCCAGUAUCAUGGCCAAGCAUGCUACUAAAUAUGUUUUGCUUGCUCAGCUACUCAUACUCCAUCGAUUGUUAUCAAAUUGUACUAUGACUCCAAAGGAAUGGCUCCUGUUCCAGCUCAGGCCACAAAAUGAUGUAUUCAGGAGACUCUCUUGGACUUUAUGGCAAUCCACAUACCGUAAUGAGGUCCUCAGCAACUUUACCAAUAUCAAGGAUAAAAUUCUUCCCAAAUGUCACAACUUGACAGGCCAGAAUCAUCUCAUUGUUAUCCUUGAUGAAGCCCAAGUCCUUUUGAAUAAGAUGAAAGAUUUUUUUUUACGGGAGAGUGAACCACAGUCAAAAAUAUACCGGUCUCUUCUUUCUCCUGUGACAACUGCUUUGGUUGGUUCUGACUCAUGUCGUCUCUUUGUGUGUGGAUCAGCUCUCUCUAUUCUACAUUCUGAGGAACUACUUCAAUCUGCAAUUGGCAAGCAUGAGAAGAGCAUACGAUUUACAAACCUGGGUGUCAUUGAUAGUGAAGCAUUCUUUAUCAAGCAUGUCCUUGACUUUACUAAAAACCAACCUGCAAUUCAAGCCAGGGCUAGUAUUGAUACUGCUCUUGAACAAGUACAACAUCAGUUCCUAAGUGAUGUUGAACAAAGCUCAUUCAUUAGUAAACUCACUUCACUUCAAAGCUACAAACCUCAAGUCCUGCAAGUCUUUAAAGAGGCAAGUGCUUCCACACUCCUUGUAGGCAAAGCCAUUAUUAUGAAGGACAGGAAAGAUCUGGAACUUAUGACACAUGGGCUUGCAAUGAUGGAAAAGGAAGAAGCUGCUAAGAAAUUUUUUGAGCUGGCCAACCUUGAAUCUGUUUACCGCACCCGCAUGGUAAUGGGCAUUCUUGUAUCAGAUCAGAGUGGUAGUGGCACCACAUGGGAGAAACUUGUACCAUGGCACCUCUGGAGAGUACUUUUCAAUGGUCAAAUUAGAGUGGAAAAUCAUUUACUCUUCAAAAACCUGAAUAUUCCCAAUUUCAAGGGCCCUGUAUCUUUACACUUACCUGCUGACAAAGACAACUUACCUAGUGCAACCUAUGGCCAAGUCUCAACUCUGAAAUUCACUCUCAGUCACUACCUUGACCAAGUCCUUUUGCCAACUUUGACCAAUCCUC